Messenger RNA from Elaeis guineensis (African oil palm), 1581 nucleotides. RefSeq lists its product as uncharacterized. The record is from RefSeq and is a predicted model, not a curated record. NCBI's taxonomy places the organism in Eukaryota, Viridiplantae, Streptophyta, Magnoliopsida, Arecales, Arecaceae. Gene Ontology annotation, biological process: regulation of gene expression.
CCUCCCCAUCUCUCCAAUCUUUUCUUCACUGCCUUUAAUAAAUAUUCUUCUUCCUGUGAACUUUCUUUUCAGUUCCACUUCUUUUGUCCCACCUUUUCUUCUUGUCUAUAUAUAUAUAUAUAUAGAGACAUCUACGCUAAGGAAAGCGAUCUUUCAAUUUCAGAUUGGGAGGAGAAGAAGAAUAGAGAAGUAUUAUUAUUAUUAUUAUUAUUGUUGUUGUUAUUUGGUCGACCAUCUAUCCAAUAUUAUUGGUGGAGAGACGAGAAGAAGAAGAAUCGGAUAGGAUGAGGAUGAGCUGCAAUGGAUGCCGGGUGCUCCGCAAGGGGUGCAGCGAGAACUGCAGCAUCCGGCCGUGUCUUCAGUGGAUUAAGAACCCCGAGUCCCAGGCCAACGCCACCGUCUUCCUCGCCAAGUUCUACGGCCGUGCCGGCCUCAUGAACCUCAUCAACGCCGGCCCCGACCACCUCCGUCCUGCAAUAUUUCGAUCACUGCUCUACGAAGCUUGCGGACGGAUCGUGAACCCGAUUUACGGCUCCGUCGGCCUGCUGUGGUCCGGCAGCUGGCAGCUCUGCCAGGCGGCGGUGGAAGCGGUGCUCAAGGGCGCACCUAUCAUCCAAAUCCCCUCCGAGACCGCAGCCUCCACCCCGGUUCCUCCCCUUAAAGCCUACGACAUCCACCAUGUCUCCAAGGAACCCGGCGCCGACGCCGCCGAGGCCGCCUCCACCCCCGUUCCUCCCCUCAAACCCUACGACAUCCGCCAUAUCUCCAAGGAUCCCGACGCCGUCGUCGCCGCCGCCGCGGAACUCCACAGGAUCUCCAAGUCCCGCCCCCGGUUCAAGCGCACCGCUUCUGCUAAACGGAAGCCCGGAACCGUACCGGUGGAGGCUGCUGAACCGGACUCAGCCCGAGGGUGUAAUCCGAGCUGGCCCCGGUGCGACCCGGUCGACUUCCAGCGCGCACAGAGUCACGAGUCGGCCGCGAGCCAGGCGCUCGAGCCCGCCACCGCGGCGGCCGUCGGCGGAGUGGAGGGGGAUAGCCAGGAGAGCGGGAGCGUGUUCUCCGGGGAGACGGGUGAGGCGUCGCACGUGAGCCAGGGCGAGCCGAACAGCGCUGAAGAGAGCGAGGUGGGGCUGGAGCUGACCCUGGGGUUCGAACCGGUCUCUAGGGCCGGCCGGACCGCCCGGCCCGCAGCGGAGUCGCGGUGCGACGUGAGAAGCUGGGAAGGCGACACGCGUCGGAUGGGUCUUGGGCUCGAACUAUUGGCGUCAUGAGGGAUCCAGCGAUCCAGACUAUAUCAUAGAUAUGGUGAAGAAGGGGAGAUGGCCAAGUAUGGACCUUGUUUGUGGGAAUUUGUUUAAUCUUAUAAUCUAAGAUAAGAUAAUUUUCCCAACAACCCCCCUCCGUUUUUUUCUCUCGAGUUAGGAGAGGAAGGAGGUUAAAGGGCUCGUUUCCUCUUUUGUUCUUUUAUGUUAUUUUUGUAUCUAUGUUUAUACUUAUAGAAUUGCCGUAUAUGUGCAGUUGUAUAACAUAAAUAUAUGGAGAAGUGCUUCUUCUUUCGGAUAAAAUGGAUUUCUAAGUUCA